Messenger RNA from Fonsecaea nubica, 987 nucleotides. RefSeq lists its product as hypothetical. The transcript has 2 exons. Gene Ontology annotation, molecular function: folic acid transmembrane transporter activity; FAD transmembrane transporter activity. Gene Ontology annotation, biological process: nucleotide transport; folate import into mitochondrion. Gene Ontology annotation, cellular component: mitochondrion. The coding region runs from base 1 to 987 and encodes 328 amino acids. Lineage: Eukaryota; Fungi; Ascomycota; Eurotiomycetes; Chaetothyriales; Herpotrichiellaceae. The record is from RefSeq and is a predicted model, not a curated record.
AUGACGUCCCAGCAGAGCCAUGGUCUCUCGCCAGCUUCGAUUGAGACCAUUGCAGGCUUGUCUGCCGGCCUGAUAUCCACCGUGAUCGUUCACCCUCUAGAUAUCAUCAAAACCAGACUGCAAGUUGAUACCUCUGCCCACCCUCUCCUCAAUUCCUCUCGAGCCGUUCUACGAGACCUGUUGCGGAAUGAAGGUCCCAGUCGGCUCGCAGCACUCUACCGGGGACUCAGUCCCAAUCUUGUGGGCAAUUCAGCUGGCUGGGGAUUGUACUUUUUGUGGUAUCGCGAGGCUCAAGACGUCAUUCGAAACCUCCGAGGCUAUUCUCGUGGUCAACAACUCACAGCUGUCGAUUACCUAGCGGCCUCGUCUGCGUCUGGUAUUCUGGCUGCGAUACUGACGAAUCCAAUUUGGGUGGUCAAGACGCGGAUGCUUUCCACCUCCGCCUCUCAGGUGGGUGCAUACCCGGGCCUGGUGUACGGACUGCGAGCAAUAUACAAAACAGAAGGAGUCCGAGGGUUCUUUCAUGGUCUGACACCCACGCUGGUUGGGGUCAGCCACAGUUCACUGUAUUUCGUGGCAUAUGAGAAGCUUAAGGCGUGGCGUAGGGCGUCCAAGAGAGACGAGCCACUUUCGAACCGGGACACCAUCAUGGCCUCCUCGUUCUCGAAAAUCUUUGCUGGGACUGUGACAUAUCCCCAUCAAUUGGUGCGGGCUCGGCUGCAGACCUACGACCCGAAUGCAACCGCACUUGUGAAGAGACCGGGUGUCAUUGCCUUGAUCAAACAAAUCUGGCGGAACGAAGGUCUCGUUGGCUAUUACAAAGGCCUCUUCCCCAACCUCUUGCGUGUUGUCCCUAGCACAUGUGUCACCUUCCUCGUAUAUGAGAAUGCUCGGUGGGCUUUGCCGAGAAUAUUUGGAGAGGUGGAAGAGCAACCUCCUGCAAAUAUGGCUACGGGAGUGGCGCAGAAAGGGCAAAGACCCUUGUAA